UCUCCGCAUGACAUGUACAUCGCGCGGAUAUUCGCGCGAUACUUUAUCAGUCAAAAAUAACGGCGCGCCGCAUGACGUUUCACGGGCGUCGCGGGAUCGGCGUUCCUUCGUCUUCCUGGCAAAACAUCGCACUCGUGGAACGCGCAAAACUUGUCCCGACGCGAUAUUUUUGGGAUAGAUGUCACAUUAUCUCGUCGCGGUGUCUUACGCCGCGAUGUGUGCGUGUUACGAAUGUGUGUGCAUUUAUUUGAUUUGAUGCGAACGCGCGGCUCUGUGUGUGAUCUCCCCUGGCGCCGUGUUAUACGCGCUUCUUUUGCGUGACAGCGAUGCACGCCGCCGAGUUGGUUGGUGGAAUACAAACGUGUGCAACGUGUCGUGAUAUAGACACAUACACACGCGAGCACGCACACGCUCGCGUUCCUCGAGACUCCCUACUCGAUACUAUAUACUGUCAUAUUUUUCAAGCGACGUAUCCCACGAUGCUUGACAACAUUUUGCGGCUUUAACGGCAAAAAUUUGUUCGUGUCUGUGCUCAAUACGUGUUUACAUGCAUAGUCCAGAUUAAACACUGAACAUUUGAAUCAUUUGGACUAUUUUCUUGAUUAAUGUGUUGAUAAUUCGAAAAUAAAUUAAUUUAUGGGUAAUAUCCUCAGUUUAAGUUCGUGCAUCGAUUGUAGUCCGUCACUUUUACUUUUAUUACCAAGUGGAUAACUUUUACAGCUCACAAUUAAUAUUUCAAUGAUAGUGGAACAGUGGAUUCUUUCAGCUCCUCGGAUACUAGAAAUUUGUUAACUGGUUCAGGAGUUAGUAUGAUGGGAUAUGUAGCCUAACCCCAAAAUGUUACAGAUACGGAUAUUUUAAAUUUUAUAACAAAGACUGCUUCGUUAAAAAAUAAUCUUAUUCAGAAAAGUUUUAAUUUUAUUACCUUAAGAAAAGGUGAUGAUAGUAUGAUUCUUAUUAACUUUACAUCAGAGUAAAGCUGAGAAAGCAAAGGAACGCAAAAUAGUUGAAAUAAUUUUGUGAAGUAGAGUCUUAAAUAAAGUUGGUUAUGUGCAAUGCCGAGAUGCUACAAUGACAGCAAGACAGUGAGUUCAGUGAAUAGCAGUCAUAAGCACAGUGCAGACGAUAUUGUAUUAACACAAUCACGUGCUUUCUCGAUUGGAAGUCAAUUGGAGGUAGAUGAAGACCCACCACUAGUUGAAAAAUCACACAGACGGCUUCGGUGUGAUCUAAGUCCUGUCCCGACAAACACGAAUUCUAAUUUAAACAUAAAGCUUCUCAGUUUAAAGGGUGACAGAGGUAAUCGUCAGGAUCAUCAGGUGAGCACUGGAUCUGGGGGGUACAGAGAAAAAGAGAUCAAAAAGAGAGCAGCUAUAGGCAAUACAGUGCGUGGAAUUCUCUCAUCUGGCCACAGCAGGCAGGACAGGUAUGAAACAAACAGGCAACGCUCUUCAGGUGGAUCUGGUGGUGGUUUGUCUAGUUUAUGUCCUAAACUGGUGGCCAGUGGUAGCAGUAGCCAAAGUGGCAUUAGUCUGGCAGUGGGCCACUUAGCCUCUCAGGAAAGUGGAGGGACUUGCACAGUUGUUACGACUCAAAGGGUCCACGGCCACGCACAUAAUCAUAGACGCCAAAGAAAGUUAUCUAUUGUCGCGCAAGCAGGUCCUAGUGCCAACACUACUGGUGAUAGAAAGGUCCAAUUAUCCAAUAUAUGUCGUCCCGCUAGUAUCUCCAAGAAACAAAUUCGAACACAGAGACAUGAUCAGAAUACUGAUUCUUUGUCUAUAACUAGCAACGGUCUUACGACUAGCUCGCCAUCUUCCAAAAAGAAAGUACUAUCUACUCUGCGCAUCUCAGAAAAGUCAUCUACACAAAGUGUGAAUUCAUCAUCAUUAGAUCAUGAAAAUGAUCGUAGUUUUAGCGAUGCCGAAGAAGCAAUCGCAGCAACGGAGAAUGUAUUUACGACACCAGGAUCUAGUUCUACACCUUCUACGCCAAUUAGUAAAGUAAAACAAACAAAAUUCGGUAAGAAUGAAACAAAUGUGGAACGUGAUAGUCUCGCAGAGUGUACUGAUUUAUCGGAGAAUGCUGCGGAUGUACAACACAUGAUUUUAACUGAAUUUGAACAAAAAACUGCGGCGCCGAUAAAACCAAUUGCCGUACAUAAAUCAAAUAACCAGGAAAUUGUAGCAAAUCAUAAACAAAAAUCAUUGUCGGACUCUACUGUUGGUGCGAAAUCUACUAAUAGCAACGAGCAAAAAGUUUCAAAGUACAAGCCAAAUUCUACAGAAAAAAUGAUCGAACAUUAUAGUAACAAAGACAUUGAAACAGUUAAUCUAGAAAAAGACAUAGAUGACGCUACAUCAAUAGACGCAGAAAUGAAUACCACAAGCAGCAAUAGUAAAGGUAAAGAAGUAAAAAGUAGAAAAUCUAUGGAGUGUACAGAUAGCGGUGAUAUUGUGAGUAAAGAGACUACAGACGUCUUGAAGACUGUAAGCAGCGAUAAGACGGACGUGAAAGAUAGGGCAGGAAUAAAUGAAGAGGUUAUUAAAAAUUCAAGAUUUGUAACAUCAAAAGUGUUGGAAGAAGUAACGGAAACCAAGACGACAGAUGUGGAGAAAGUAGAAGAAGAAGAGAGAGUGACGAUAUAUGAAGAUGACGAUGGUACUAGUAUUAGUGAUAUAGUGGCUGCACAAGCACUUCAUGAAUCAUUAAGUAAAUUAGGUAAAGUACCGCCAUUAGACACUGAGAUGGAAGAAAUGCAAAAGAAGAAUUUGUGUGACGAAGCGAAGAUAGGAGAACAUCCUGAAAAAGAUAUAGUCGCUCAAGAAGAAACGGUAGAAGGCUUUAUCGGUCCGUUGCUCGACGAAAACUUUAAAGCAGAUGAGAAAUUGUCACAAAAAACGAUGGCGAUGGAAGAAGUUCAAAAUUUAUUGAUGAAAGUUAAAGUGCAAACCGUUGAGGACGACGAUGACGAGGAAAAAGCUAUAGGUAUUUCACCAGAUGGAAGAUUUUUGAAAUUUGAAGAAGAAAUUGGUCGUGGCAGUUUCAAGACUGUUUAUCGCGGAUUAGACACUCAAACAGGUGUAGCUGUAGCUUGGUGCGAAUUGCAGGAGAAAAAAUUAAAUAAGACAGAAAGAUUAAGGUUCAGGGAAGAGGCAGAAAUGUUAAAAGGAUUACAACAUCCAAACAUUGUAAGGUUUUACGACUAUUGGGAAGUCACACUUACGCGUAGAAAAUAUAUUGUACUAGUCACUGAGCUUAUGACAUCAGGAACAUUGAAAACGUAUUUGAGAAGAUUUAAGAAGAUAAAUCCCAAAGUAGUCAAAUCUUGGUGUCGACAAAUUUUAAAAGGCUUGAGUUUUCUUCACUCGAGAUCACCUCCUAUUAUCCAUCGCGAUUUGAAGUGCGAUAAUAUUUUUAUCACGGGUACGACAGGAAGUGUGAAAAUUGGUGAUUUAGGUCUAGCGACGUUGAAAAAUCGUAGUUUUGCAAAGAGUGUCAUAGGAACUCCAGAAUUUAUGGCGCCCGAAAUGUACGAAGAACAUUACGACGAAUCAGUGGAUGUUUAUGCUUUUGGAAUGUGUAUGCUCGAGAUGGCUACCAGUGAAUAUCCAUAUUCCGAAUGUACGGGACCAGCGCAAAUAUAUAAACGCGUAGUAUCGGGUGUUAAGCCGCAGAGCUAUGAUAAAGUUGAAAAUCCGGAAGUACGCGAUAUCAUAGAAAUGUGUAUACGUUUGAAGAAAGAAGAGCGGCCGCUUGUUAAGGAUCUACUCAAUCAUGAAUUUUUCGCAGACGACGUUGGAUUAAAAUUGGAGAUGGUAUCGCGGGAUUCGGCAGUUGCGGAUAUUGAGUUGUCGCGCGUUGAAUUUAGAUUACGUGUGUUGGAUCCUAAGAAACGCAGUAACAAACACAAAGAGAACGAGGCAAUACAAUUUGACUUUGAUAUCCAAGCCGACAACGCGGAGGAAGUGGCAUUAGAAAUGGCGAAAUCUAGCCUCAUAUUAGAGGAAGACGCUAAAGCAGUGGCUAAAAUGUUAAAAUCACAAAUUACCACUCUGUUGAGAGAAAGAGAGGAACGUAAAGCCAAAGAGGAAAAGGAGCGCUUGGAUAGGGAAACUGAUGCUACGACUAACACAGCCGAAAACUUACUUCAACAGCAAUUGCUGCUUCAGCAAAUGCAGUUGCAGCAACAACAGCAACAACAGCAAAUCCAGUCAAAUAUCAGCAUGCAGAUGCAAGGUCAAGUGCCGAUGCAGUUGCAACAGACUCAGAUACCUCUUCAACAGCAGCAGCUGCAAUCAGCUGCUCAACAAACUCAACAGCACAACUUACAACCACAGCAGGUGCAACUAGUUCAACAACAGCCGAUAAUUCAACAACAAACAUCGGUUGUGCAACCUCAGCAAGCACAGCAGAUACAAUAUCAACAGCAAAUACAGCAACAAUAUCAGCAGCAACAACAAUAUCCUCAACACGUGCCGCAAAGUCUGAGUGCAAAUUCUCCGCAAUGUUCAACUCCACAAAACGUUCAAGGUCAGCCUCAAUUUCCUCAAGUGCCGCAGCAGCAAAUAUCGCAGCAACAAAUACCGCAACAACAGAUACCGCAGCAACCGAUAUCCCAACAACAAAUACCGCAACAACAGCAGCAGCAUGUACAUCAACAACAGCAGCAAUACAUACAAUUGAACCAAAUGAGCGUUCCGCAACCGAUCCCUCAUCAGGUGCAGCAACAGUUGCAGCCUCAAAUGCAGAUGUUAUCGCAGCAGCAACAUAUGCAUCAACAGCUUCAACAUGCGCAACAGCAGCAAUAUGCACAACCUCAAAUUCAACAUGUACAACAAAUACAUCAACAUUCAGUCGGUUCACCACCCGUUCAGAGUCAACAAUAUUACCAACAAAGUGCUACUGGUUCUUCGGGAUACGUAUCGGCUGGCUCUUUGUAUCAGCCGACUAUGCCGCAACAAAUCUUUCACACAUAUACUACAUCUACAAAUCCUUCCGGCCACGUGGAGAUCUUAUCGUCCACUCAAACAGCAACACAGAUCUACUCUCACACAAAUCUGUCCGCGGCUGCAGUUCCUGCAUCAUCGCAAUCAUAUAUUCAACCGACAACACAAGUUCAGGCGUCCAUACCGUCAGCCAUGAAUGUCAACAGCUCAUCAGCGGUAACUCAAGUGAUUCAGAAUGUACCGACCUCGACGAUUCCUAAUAUGCAGAGUGCAUCCAAUUUACUCAGUAAUACCGGCCACCAACCUCAGUCUCAGCAAAAUAUUCUCGUGCAAAUGCAAUAUUCGCAAAGUGCAAAUGUCAUGCCUAAUUCAAUUUCAAUGACACCCGUCGCAAACGUUUCGACACAAUCGUCUACCAAUUUGCAGCAACAACAUUUCCUUUCAAGUACGGAACAGUGUCCUACGACUGAUAGGUCUUCUUUGAUCAAACAAGACACCAUGGAUUCGAUUCAGUCUUUGCCACCGGAUGCGCCGGUCACUUUGCAGCAAGAUCAAAUUAUCUCACCUGUUCCAACUGCAGCGAACAUGACGCAGCAGCAGCCUAUAGCUUCGAACGACGGAAUCACGCCCGAAAAUUCCGAAAGUGUUACCACCUCUGAAAGAAGUCGGGUAAAACGUUCCGGAACGAAGCGUAAGAAGCCGGGCAUCAAGUUAACGGUUUUGUCGGUCAGUAGUGGCGAAGGGCAAUCAAUGACCGUCGAGUGCCAGUUAGAUACGAGUAAACAAAAGACUGUUACUUUUAAAUUUGAUCGAGACGAUAUGGUACCUACGGACAUCGCCAAUAAUUUGGUUGCGGAGAAUCUAUUGCCGCAGUCUCAGUGCGAGACAUUUGUAGAAUUAAUUGAAGACAUCGUCAAACAAUUACGUUUGGAUCCUACACGUACCCUACCUCUGGUAGCGCAUGGUCCGCCCGAUCAGUCUGCUGGUGGAAGCCCGGUUACAAGCCGACGCCCUAGGGAUCGUGACCACAGUCUCGAUACAGCUAAGCAGGUGAGACAUGGCUCGCUAACACGUCAAAGCAGCCACCGAUCGUCGUACAAAGUCCACCGUAGGCACCGUUCGAGAGACGAAACUUCAAAUACUUCUACCCCAACAAAAUUGUUGCCGAUCGACCAAAUUAUUUCUCAUAUCGCCAGUACUAGUUUGGAAAAGCAACAAGUCGUGCAAACACCUGAUAGUCAAACAGGUGCGGAGAAUACAUCAGCAGAGGCUUCCAGGAGAUCCUCUACAUCUACACAAAAUACCGAUACUUUAACUCCCACGAAUAUACCAAGUGACCCAACGGACAAUCAAGAAACCGUCGUUUCCGCAAUAUCUGCGGAAACUGUGGUGGAAGCGCAUCAUAAUAUUCAAGAUGACGCCAAUAGCACGACUUUAAAAUCUCAUCAAAUUUCCGCAACGCAUGUUCAAUCUCAAAUACAAGAUAUGAUGAUGAACACGAGUCACGUGAAUGAGGUGUCGAAAGAAUCUCAAGAACUGCAAGACGUAAUAGACAUAAAGGAAUGUGAGACGGUUAAAGAAACGAGUGUUUCCGACGUAACUACAGAAAUAUCUAGUUUGACAGUACCAACACCGGUGCGCAAAGUUUCUCGAUUUUUAGUCAGUCCUGUAGUUGAACAGAAGAAUAUCGCGGCGGAAGAAGAAUUUUCUGCCACCAAUGAAACCACGGACCGUAUAAACGCUAUGACAUCGCAGUCUCAAUUGACUGCGAACGCAGAACCCGUACCAAAAAAUGAAGACCAUGUGGAAAUGAAUGUUACAGAAGCUCAGACUGUAGCAAUGCACGACAAAACUAACAAUACUGAGACAAUGAUCCAAGGAGUUCAAUAUACUGUGGAACAGAUGGACAGCGCCCAACAACAGGUCUUGCAGCAAGGACAGCAAUCGAUCGGAAUGCAGAAGAAUAUUAUUCAAGUGCAAACCUUACAACAAGUAACCGGGCACAUGCAACAAACCACGACUAUUGGACAGUCGAAGCAGCACACCAUAAUUGUUCAAGGAUCCACGAUCUCUUCGCAACAAACGUCCCAGCAGAUGCCUCAAGCUAGUAUGCAGAACUUUGUACCGGUGAACGCGCAAAAAGAAUUGCAACCUCAAUCGCUUCACAGCGCGAACGGAAUAACUCAGCAAACGCAAUAUCAAAAUCAGACGAUAGUGCAACCUGCCAUGGUGAUACAACAGCAGCAGCAGCAGCAGAUUUCCAUGCAACAAAGUGUGAUACAACCUCAUAUACAGACGGAACACCAACUCCAAAGUCAAAUGCAAGCUCAGCGUCCACCUGCCGUACAACAGUUUGUGCAGCAAGUGCAACCGCCAACGCAACAAUACGUAAUCCUGUCAGGGAUGCAACCAAUGCAAACAACGAGUCUAGAUGACCGAAGUCGUAGAGUACCUAAUUUGUCUACCAACGUGUCUAUUGACUCUCAGAUUUCGGAAGUGUCCAGUAUAUCCGAAGAGAAAAGACAAUCUUUGGCUGCUACUAAUACGCCAAUAGCACAUAUGCAACACAUGCAAGUAAUUCCGCAAGAUAUGUCGAAUACAAUACCGUUGGUGCAGAAUGCCGUAGAAACUGCUCAACAGCUACCAACUGCUCAUCCAAAUGUGCAGCACGUUCCUGGAACUCUGGCAUCUGUGCCUCAAGUAUCUCUUCCUGUACAUCCAGUCGUUGCUGCGGAUGUCUCUACGCCAAAGAUUAUCACGAAAACGAAGGAAGUAUCCUCGACGCUUCCGGAUCUCGCGCAAAAUUUAGCGAACAUAUUAUCGAAUCCAAAAUCCAAAUCUGCAACACCUCAUCCUCUAACCAGUCACGAGCAACCAACCGCUGUGCCUAACGUCGCUGCUUCCACGCUAGUCGAACACAAACCUGUACAAUCCGAACAAUAUUUUCAACCUAUACAACCGGAAGCGAACCAGCUGCAGAUUCAACCGCCUAUUCAUAAUUACCAAGGACAGGUCAUACAUCAAGUAUAUCAAGGACAACAGAAUUUUCAACAAGCGUUUCAGGGUCAACAAUUGCUUCAUCAAGGCCAAACGCAAUCGAUACCACAAUCAGUUCCAUUAAUUCCUCAACAAAUUCCUCAACAGAUCGACGCGCAAUCGCAGAUGGUGCAGUCGACUCUUCAAAAUGUCUCAGGCCAGUUGUUGGCUCAAGGAAAAUGGAUUGUUUCGUCUAAUCAAACUCCUUUGCAGCAGCCGAUACGGCAUAUACAAUCAAGUCAGCAGCAACCACAACCGUUGCAAAAUCAACCGCAGUUGCAACAAAUUCCAGUUCAACCUCAAAUGCAACCGCAAACUAUGCAAGACCAGCAACAUAAUGAAUCGUCCAUCAUAUCAGAUCAGUCACACUUACAUUUAAAGCUUCCGGAACAACAUUCGAUGAAACCUCUGGAAACUGAUAUCUCAGAAUCUUCAAAUUCAAAUUGCAUGCGUCGUACUAGUUCCGACUGUCAGUUGCUUACAUCUGAAAAUGAUAACUCUAGUCACGAUGUGACUCCUGAGCAUACCCUCGUUGAAUUAAUCGAUUCUACAGUGGUCGUACAACAGCAAUUACCUCAACAACAAAUGCAGCAGCAACAACAUCGUAAGCUCAGUCAACAGAAUUCUUUGGAUAAAGUGUCGGAUAUAAGCAGUAUCGGUAGCAUUGGGAGUGGUACGGGACCGCAAACCAUAGCUGACUUGCACCAGAAACUCGUACAAUUGACUAGUCAGCCGUCAGAAUCACUGAACGUUGGUACACCUCCUAUAAGCUAUCCCGCCACGCCUCAUAAUCACCAAAUAGUAGGGGGAUACGAUGCGUAUAUGCAUUCUUUACAACAAAAACUGGGUAAUAUCGGUAUGCCAGUCUCGUGUGCGAAUGCUGUUUGUCCGUUAUCUCCACAAACAACGAUACAUUCCUCUACUGUCCUCACCGACACGCAAGUUGAUGCGGCUGUCGAAGGCUCUGUUGUAACUCAGGAGACUUCUGGCACAUUUGCGCUUUCUCAAACUAAUACGGAAUGCUCCCUCGAUAGUCCAACACCAGGAGCGCCAACGGGGUCAGAUAAUAUGAGUCCGAGCAAAGAGAAUGUAAAGAUACGAGCUCAAAGACCGGGAUCCCGUUUGCAAGAAUUGGAGCAGGAGUUGGCAAAAAUUCAUCAUAGGGGAUCAGUUUUCGCGGCGGCUCCUACGCAGUCGUUAACACCACCUAUAACCAUAAUUAAUUCCGUGCAUAUGCAGCAACCUGUGCAAACUUUAUUAACGACCGCUCCGCCAAUAUCAACAGUACCUGUAGCCACUGUCACUCCUAACAUCGUGACACCACGAUCCGACACAAAUACUCCAAUUCAACCGGAACUCCAAGAUAACAUUAAUGAGAAGGCAAAUCCUGCACAACCUAUCAGAAAGAUAUCUAGAUUCGUGGUUUCCAAAGUUGCCGGCCCGCCUGCUCACAGUAAUAUUACUGUCAACCAACAGCAAUCUACUGACGCUGCGAGGACUCUUCCGCAACAAACGGAAGAAUUGAAAAUCUCAGAACGACAAAAUGUUCUUCCUCAUACAGAUGAUCUGCAUGGUGUACCUGUACAAGUACCUCAUAGCCGAGAGAAUUCUGUUCCGCCAAUUGUACAAGCAACUCAUGGUACUAAUAUUCUAAAUAUCGAACCUGAAAAAGAAGACAGAUUUGUAGCUCUUACACCGAGCGAAGAAUACCAGCUGCUUAUAAAAAGGCAAACUUUGGAAUUAGAAACAUUGCAAAAAAGGCACAGAGAAGAGUUAGAACGUUUUCAACAACAUCAAUUACAGUUGCUCAUUCAGCAGCAGCAGCAAGCGAGCGCGCUUCAUCAACAUCAACAUCACCCAUUACUUUAUCAUACUGUCGCGACAAAUAUCUCUGGAUCUAGGAUUCCAGGUGCGGAGGACUAUUUAAUGAUCAGUACAGCUCCGCAGACUCCGUUGCAAAAAGGGUCGAACAACUAUCCGGACACCGAUGAGACCUUACGGCUGGCUAUGCAGAAAUUGAAGCAAACGCCGUUGCAGCUUCAACCGCAGCAGGCAUCAGCUGGAAUACCACAUGCUUAUGUUAUCCCGAUUCCAGUAGUGCCUUCUGAAAAUAUGCAAAGUAUAGUCUCCCAGCAGAGUAAUAACUGCUCGAAUGAUACAACUGAAGGCAUUGAUAUGACGCAUAGUCCGGCGGUUAGUAAUCCGACGCAGUACCAAUUCGCCCCUAUACUGUCCGAGGGGACGAAUGUACCGUCGACGACUGGAACGCUAUCCGCGCCAUUACCGAUCACUAGCUCGACGGGCGCCUAUAUUCAAUAUCACGAAGGCCAGCCGUUGACGAAUUUUCAAACCUUUAGUUGUACCCCUCACGGCGGUUUCUUUCUGCCAGCUGGAUAUCGGCUUAUAUACGCACCAUCCACCGGGACGACUCAAUCUCAGCCGGCGACACCCGCCGCUACGUCUCACGUAACAAGUUCGCGCGACGACACACCUCCAACAGAACCACCCUCACAACCAACGCCGCCGACGUCACACUCCGCUUCAGCUGAGAACUCAACGGCACCCUUGCAUUCGGAUCAAUAA
This is a messenger RNA of Odontomachus brunneus, 10568 nucleotides long. RefSeq lists its product as uncharacterized. Gene Ontology annotation, biological process: intracellular signal transduction; monoatomic ion homeostasis; negative regulation of sodium ion transport. Bases 1056 to 10568 code for a protein of 3170 amino acids. NCBI's taxonomy places the organism in Eukaryota, Metazoa, Arthropoda, Insecta, Hymenoptera, Formicidae. Gene Ontology annotation, cellular component: cytoplasm. The record is from RefSeq and is a predicted model, not a curated record. Gene Ontology annotation, molecular function: chloride channel inhibitor activity; protein serine/threonine kinase activity; potassium channel inhibitor activity. The transcript is spliced from 21 exons.